AUGACAUCAAACGCCCUAGUCCUCUUCAAGCCCAAGCAGAGGCGCCGCUUCUACGAGCCCAUCGUGCUCUUCAAGGCACUCACAGACAUCACCCACGAGGAAGGUUCCCUCGGUCUCCCCGAGACGCCAGCCAGGCCACGGACAGAGGAACAGAGGUUCCACCAGUUUGUCCACAAGCUCGCCGGCGUCUGCGACAGCACCCGGGGCGGAAAGACCGUCACAUCGUUUGCCGUCCUUGAGCACGAGGACAGGUUCGUCUACGUCUUUGGGUGCAACCAGGUGUGCAGCUUGGAUCUGGUCAAGACGCAGAAGUUUGUGACUGAGCUUUUGGAUACCCUGUCUGGCUUUCAUCAGCUUGAUGAAGCUGCUAGGGGGCCGGUCAGGAGGGCCGUCUUGGAGAUGAUCUUGGCGUUCAAUAUGCCGAGGUUGGAUAUUUAUCUCAAGAGCUUCAAGGGGCAGUUAAAAGAGUGUCUAGAGUACUGUGAGCGCCAAACAGACCAAAUUGCUACUGCGGUUGGAGCAGGCCUUAAGGUUUUGGGUGACGCCAUCGCAGACAUUGCAUUCAAGGGACUAGACGAAAGCGAGUACCUCCCAUCGUACAACCGCUUCCUGCAAGCUCUCGACGUCUUCCUAACCCCCCAGACCAAAGCUUUUGUUGACGAACGUGCCCUGAGAGGACGUAUCCGAGACGGGAGAAGCUUCGAGUGCUGGUCCGAGCUGAGGCACAACCUCUCCCGCCUUCGAAACUACCAAGCCGUGGUGCAGGACCUCAUCGAUGCGGAAAAGGAGUGGCCGGAGCUGUUCCAGGAAGUCGAGGUGAUCCCCGUGUCAUCGAGCAAGGCGGAUCCCAACCCCCUCGGCAGGAAGAGCGAGGUCGCCGAUGCUAUUAUCGGUCGUAUGGAGCACGAUAAUUCCAGGAGAGAGAGGUAUCGCGGGUUUGCUCUGGAACUGCAGGGGAUGCAGUUUGAUGAUCGCAUCCAGAAACAGUGCCAAAGGGACAGCUUCAAGCCCUUUGUGCACUCCGAGAUACUCGUCCUUGAAUGGGUAAAAGCCAACGCUUCUAGACUGGAGCUUAGUUUCUUCCAUGGGUGGAAGUACAUUGGCAGCAGUAAAGGAGCCUGCAGGUUGUGCCACUACUACUUCGAAACACCAGGUCAGCACGGCGGUAUCAAGACGCGAUCCAGUCACGGGAACCUCUACGUCAACUGGAGGUUUCCUGACUUGUACGAAAAUGACGGGCCAGAGGGUAAGGCACGGCGGCAAGAGGUCUUUAACUGGAUGAUGAACAGGGUGCGAGACGAUGCCUUCCAGACAAUGGAGAGCAAGGCGUCGACGGGAAAGAGGCACGACUCCAGCACGCAUCCUCUCAUGUCGGUGCGACAUACUGAUGCGCAGACAGAUGUGGGAGCUCGUGAUUUGGCUGAUGUGGAUGAGCUGGGAGAACAGCUUGAAAGGGGUCUCAACUUGGAUGACUCGCCGACGACUGACAGCCCAGAAGACUCGGGAUCAGAUGACGAUGAGGAAGGGGGCACCAGUCUCUUCUGA
Molecule: messenger RNA, 1545 nt
Organism: Fusarium keratoplasticum
Lineage: Eukaryota; Fungi; Ascomycota; Sordariomycetes; Hypocreales; Nectriaceae
Exons: 4
Coding region: 1-1545 (514 amino acids)
Source: RefSeq, a predicted model, not a curated record